This is a messenger RNA of Rangifer tarandus platyrhynchus (Svalbard reindeer), 1218 nucleotides long. Lineage: Eukaryota; Metazoa; Chordata; Mammalia; Artiodactyla; Cervidae. The record is from the annotation of a GenBank genome assembly.
AUGAUCACCAUCCACCUGCCCUCCCCUGUGAUGGCUCAGAAGUACCGCUGUGAGCUCCUGUACGAGAGGCCCCCAGACGAUGAGGCAGCCAUGGGCAUUAAAAGUUGUGAUCCCAAAGGCCCUCUCAUGACAUACACUUCCAAAAUGGUGCCAACCUCUGACAAAGGCAACAUCAUGGGCCUGGUGGGCAUGGACCAAUUCCUGGUGAAGACCGACACCAUCACCACCUUUGAGCAUGCCCACAACACGUGGGUGAUGAAGUUCAGCGUGAGUCCUAUCGUCAGGGUCGCUGUGGAGGCCAAGAACCCAGCCAACCUGCCCAAGCUGGUGGAGGGCCUGAAGGCAUCGACAAGGGCGAGGUAUCUGCACCAGGAGCUCAAGCAGCGGGCCCGCUACCUGGCCGAGAAGUAUAAGUGGGAUGUGGCCGAGGCCCGCAAGAUCUGGUGCUUCGGCCCUGACGGCAUGGGCCCCAGCAUCCUCACAGACAUCACCAAGGGUAUGCAAUACCUCAGUGAAAUCACGGACAGUGUGGUGGCUGGCUUCCAGUGGGCCACCAAGGAUGGGGCGCUGUGCAAGAAGAACAUGCAGGGUGUGUACUUUGACGUUCAUGAUGUGAUGCUGCACACCGAUGCCAUCCUCUGUAGGGGCAGCCAGAUCAUCCCCACGGCCUGGCGCUGCCUGUACGCCAGUGUGCUGACCGCCCAGCCCUGGCUCACGGAGCCCAUCUACCUUGUGGAGAUCCAGUGUCCAGAACAAGUGGCUGGUGGCAUCUGUGGUGUCCUGAAGAGGAAGCGGGGUCACGUCUUCGAGGAGGCUCAGCUGGCUGGCACCCCCAUAUUUGUCGUGAAGGCCUACCUGCCUGUCAAUGAGUCCUUUGGCUUCACCGCUGACCUGCGGUCCAACACGGGUGGCCAGGCCUUCCCCCAGUGUGUGUUCGAUCACAGGCAGAUCCUGCCUGGCGACCCCUUCACCACCACCAGCCGCCCCAGUCAAGUGGUGGUGGAGACGCACAAGCACAAAGGCCUGAAGGAACGCAUCCCAGCCCUGGACAACUGCCUGGACAGGUUGCAGGCGGCCUCGGCACGGUCCCCGCGCCCAGGGACAGUGACCACAGCACCAAGCCCCCACAUUCUCCACGACACCUCGAGGUUAUCCAGACCCAGUAACGCUCUGCCUGACAGGUUUCUGGGGCCCACUUCGUGCCAUCGCUCAACAUGA